Acanthopagrus latus (yellowfin seabream) is the source of this 1895-nucleotide messenger RNA. RefSeq names its product snaclec A7-like. The coding region runs from base 1157 to 1669 and encodes 170 amino acids. The transcript is spliced from 7 exons. NCBI's taxonomy places the organism in Eukaryota, Metazoa, Chordata, Actinopteri, Spariformes, Sparidae. Gene Ontology annotation, molecular function: signaling receptor activity. The record is from RefSeq and is a predicted model, not a curated record.
ACAACCAUUCACUGGUUCAUAGAAAACAAAAAGCUUAACAAUUGUCUUAAAUGGAAUGAUUUUAAACUUCUCAGCUGCUUCAUAUGAAUUUUUGCAUUAUGGGCAUGGGUGUGGCAGACCUUUGGGUGAUCACUGUCCAGAACAACUUCUUGCCUGUCCACCGCUCUGUCAGAGAGAACAGGAUAAGAGCUAAGCAAACCCAUCUCAGACCUAAGGCUACUCCUCACCUACUAGUGUCCCAUUGCAGGAAAAUGGUAUGGAUGAAAUACGACUCAAGGGGAAGUAAGAGACCAACAUCUUGAGGAGAGCUGUCUCCAUAACAAUCACGAUCAAAAUCAAGCUGUGGCACUCAACAGGUGUGUUUCAUGCAGACCGAACACACAUUUAAUUCUGUGAAAGCUAACAGCGGGUGCUAUUAUUCCACAUAAUCAGACUCUUCAUAUUUGUUAACAUGACUGGAAACCUCCUCGGUCUUAACGAUUUUCUCCUUUUCAAGUUAUAGCCAAUUCUUCCAGGUCCCUGUGUUCCAGUUUAGGCAGCAGGGUAAAACAACGCUGUAGUUACUGUAACAUGAAGCACCUAUCAUUGUCAUCAUGUCAGGCAUUUCCCAUUCUUUUGUGAAACAUUGCUGAUUCAGUUUCCCAUUUUAAAUACAGUACGGACAAUAAUCUUGUUUGAGCUAAAGUAAGCUUGAAGGUGAAAGGACAACUUUGCCAUACAGUACAUUGUCACCUUAUUAAUUCAUUCUGUUAGGUAAGCAGCAGGCCUUAAUAGCAAUAAACCAAUCUGCUACAGCUUAUCACCUGAAAGCUCAUAAAUGAACACUAUUCCUGUAAAGUUUGCUUGGAAAUUCCACCACUUCCUCCACUGUUGACCCAUAUUGUUUGAUUGAUGUUGUUAUUCAAUCACUUUGUUGGGAAGAAACAUUUAUUAUCUUCCUGUUACAUAGCUUACAGCUGACACAGGGUUUAAAGUCCACAGAGUUUAUUGUUUGAAGGUGGUAGCUCAGCAUGGAUGCAUGCAUAUAUAAAGAAGACAGAGCCUCCUGUCAUCACUGCUCUGAACUGAUACCUGAAGACCACUUCACCUUUACUCACUGCUGCUUCGCUCUAUCUUUGAGCAUCCAUCUCCCACCAGAAAACAAUCAGCUUUCACCAUGAAGACUUUACUGAUCUUUUCUGUUAUCCUCUGUGCUGCUCUGUCCAUCAGGGGUGCAGUAGUUGGUCCAACUGAGGCUGCGGCAGUAGAUCAGGAAGACAAAUCUGAACCAAAACAAGCUCGUUUACAAUUUUGUCUUGAUGGAUGGCUUAGUUACCGGGGUUCCUGCUACUACAUAGAAAACUACCCUGAUACCUGGAGAAACGCUGAGAGCUUCUGUGCUGGCUUUGGUGGCACUUUAGCCUCAGUCCACAACAUCUGGGAGUAUCAGUUCCUGCAACGUAUGGUCAAGACUGCUGGUCAUGCUUUUGCCUGGAUUGGAGGUUACUACUUUGAGGGGGAAUGGAGAUGGGGAGAUGGCUCAAUGUUCAACUAUCACAACUGGGACUCAUUUAGCUCAGCUGACCAAUACCAGUGCCUACAGCUCAACUCACAAGUGUCCAAGGGUUGGUCCAAUCAUGGCUGCAGCAUGCCCUUCCCUUUCAUCUGCCAGGUGAAGCCAAACUGCUAGACAACAUAUGAUAGACCAAAAUCCUGCAUAUGUAACACAAGUCUCAGCACAAAUGAAUCCACAUCUGUAUACUAUAAGGUGCUUUGCUGUAGUUUUCUUUGCUUUUCUUUCUUGUCUUUAGCUGUUUGAAAUGUAAGGCAGUUGAAGACGUUGUGUAUUUAUUGUAUUUAUUUGUGCCGUACAAAACAAUUAAAGUUUUUGAUUUGAUCUUUAUAACAAUCAUUAA